AUGAGGGCUCUGGCGCGGCGCUGCUGGGGACCGCGCCUGGCCGGUGGGGCGGUGGCCGCGAGGCCGAGCCCCCGGUGGCGGGCGCUGACCGGGCUCGGUGGAGGAGACGGCCGGGACGCCCGGGUCCGCGAGAAGCCGCCCUGGCGGGUGCUCUUCUUCGGCACGGACCAGUUCGCCCGCGAGGCGCUGCGGGCGCUGCACGCCGCCAGGGAGAACAAGGAGGAAGCGCUGAUCGACAGACUGGAGGUGGUCACCGUGCCGUCGCCAUCGCAGAGAGGGCUGCCAGUGAAGCAGUUCGCAGCGCAGGCUCGGCUGCCGGUGCACGAGUGGCCGGAUGUGGGCGCUGGGGAGUACGACGUGGGAGUCGUCGCCUCGUUUGGCCGACUUUUGAGUGAGGCUCUUAUUCUUAAGUUUCCCUAUGGCGUGUUGAAUGUGCACCCCAGCUGCCUCCCGAGGUGGCGUGGGCCAGCUCCGAUCAUCCACACGGUGCUGCAUGGAGACGCGGUUACUGGAGUGACCAUCAUGCAGAUCAGACCCAAAAGGUUUGACGUAGGCCCGAUUGUCAAGCAGGAAACCAUUCCUGUGCCACCCAGGAGCACUGCGAAGGAGUUAGAAGCGGUGUUGUCAAGACUGGGGGCCAACAUGCUUAUUUCAGUUCUGAAGAAUCUGCCUGAAAGUCUGAACCGUGCCAGGCAGCAGCCAGCUGAGGGGGUGACGUACGCUCCUAAGAUAUCUGCUGGCACCAGCUGUAUAAAAUGGGAAGAACAAACUUCAGAGCAAAUAUUCAGACUUUAUCGUGCCAUUGGAAAUAUAAUUCCGUUGCAGACACUCUGGAUGGAGAAUACUGUUAAACUUCUGGAUUUGGUAGAAGUUAACAAUUCAGUCCUUGCUGAUCCGAAACUAACAGGACAGACUGUUACUCCAGGUUCAGUAAUAUACCACAAGCAAUUGCAAAUACUGCUGGUUUGUUGCAAGGAUGGCUGGCUUGGCGUCCGAUCAGUGAUGCUUAAGAAAACACUCACAGCUACUGACUUCUACAACGGAUAUCUGCACCCUUGGCACCAAAAAAAUUCCCACGCUCCACCAAGCCAAUGCAGAUUUCAGACUCUCAGACUUCCAGCGAAGAAGAAGCUGGUGAAAACAGUUGUUGCUAUGCAACAGUGCAUUAAAUAAGAAGAAGAUGGACAAGAACCUAUUCCAUACUUGUCACUUAUUAAAAGCCUUAUUUAUAAGGAAUUGCCUUGACUUUUAAAAUAAAAGAUGACACUGUUGGAGAAAGAGAAGAUUACUGUCAAAAACAUGGAAGGCCUCACUUUCCACUUGUUGAGUAAUGGUAAAAAGCAGCAUUUUUUGAAUAACAAAAGAAGUUUAAAUAAAAUUUGGAUUUAUAAUGUCAACCUCAAGGAGAUUAUAUCAUACCCUAAGAGCAAGGGCAACUAACUGGCAUGUGAAUAGAUUUUGAAGACAGGUUAUUUUUAAAAACAGUGCAACUGUUAAUUUUUAAAAAUUAAUUAAUUUGAGUGGCAGAGAGAGAACUCUCAUCUGUUGGGUAUCCCCUCCCCUCCCAAAUAGCUGUAACAGCCUCCAGCUGGAGCCACAGCCAGGAACUGGGAGCUCACUCCAGGUCUCCCAUGUGGGUUACCCGAGCCAUCACCACUGCCUUCCAGGGUCUGCACUGGCAGGGAGUUGGAGCCAGGGAUCGGAGCCAGGUGCUCCAGUGUGGGAUACAGGCAUCUCAAUUUCUAGGGCCCCCUGCUGGGGGAUUUUUGAGGUCCUUCUGUGUUAGCUUUUCCUGCCUAGAGUUAUCAGCUAAAGUUUUUUACUCAAUUGUUCAUUCAACAACAGAGUGAUUGUAUAAUUGCUCAUCUAACUUUAAUGAGAAGACGGAAGCGCUUAGAAUAAUUACUCCAGGCCAACAGGCAUAAACCAGGACUCUCCCUGCCCAGGCAAAUGAGGUUGCAUGGACAUCCUGGGUAUUGAGUGUUUGUUGUAUAACCAGCCUCUGGAGGCAACCAUAAAAGCAGACGUAUUUGAGCAUAUAAUGGAGACACCAGAGCAGGUGAACAGUGUGAGGUUCCAAACCAUGAGUCCACUGUGAGGACAAAGGCCUGAGGGGCACUGUCACACGCGCAGAGGCUCGGGCUGCAGAGGAGGCUCUUACGUGUGGUCUGGUUAUGUGGUCCUUUGGCUGGGCAAUGGGAGCAUGAUUACCCUUAUAUUAUUUUGCUUCAAACUAUAAGUCUGCUGUAUAGUCUUUUACAAGGAUGAGCUAGUUAUUUAUGAGGGUACUCCAAAAAGUUCAUAGAAAUGGAAUUAAAAGUUAAGGUUUAUGGCCCGGGAGUGCAGUGGAGGAUGGCCCAAGUCCUUGGGCCCUGCACCCGCAUGGGAGACCAGGAGAAGCACCUGGCUCCUGGCUUCGGAUCAGCACGAUGUGCCGGCCGCAGCGGCCACUGGAGGGUGAACCAACGGCAAAAAGGAAGACCUUUUUCUCUGUCUCUCUCACUAUCCACUCUGCCUGUCAAAAAAAAAUAAAUAAAUAAAAGAAGAAAAAAAAAAGUUAAGGUUAUGUUGCUGCAAAAAAAAAUCUUGAAAUACACGCACAAGUGUUUCCUAAUGCGCAGUUUUUCCACGAACUUGGGGAUGCCUCAUGGGCACAGUUUGUUGGCUCCGUUUCUCUGGAGGCCCUGGACUAAUGCAUCACCGUGGCCUAACUACUCUCUCGUCCGUCUCGGGCCCGCAGCGAUAUUUGCUCCUCUGGGUGGCAGCAGCAGCUUGUGGAGCCGCCUUAGACCAGGAGGAAGAGAACAGUUUUAGGACAGGAGUGGAUCUGUGUAACUCGGAAUGUCAUUUUAGAAGUGAAACGCGGCCCACCACCAGCUGGCUAGUGACAAGCCCAACAUGGGGACCUGCGGACUGCAGCAGACUUGAGAAGAAAAGAUUUACCCUGGUUUAGAAGACAAAAGAAAUGUCUCAGCAUAAAAUCGAGCUGCUGAGAACAGCUGCCAAAAGGAUGUUUACUGCGUUUAUAAUUGUUUUUAAGGCAAUACAACCUGGUUUCAUCAAACAAUCUCUAGGUGAGAGUACAGUGCAGCAUCGACAGGCAGUCCUAGAGUCUACAGACCCAGCCUGGCUCCAGCCGCCACUGCGCAUAACCCAGGGCUGCUUUGUAACCUCUCGGAGCCUGUUUCCGUAGCCACUAAUGGACAGAUUGUACCUGCUCUGCCAGGGGUGUCAUGAGGACCAGAAACGAUAGGACACCUAGCCAGUGGCUGGCUCACAGCGGGUUCUCAGUACCAUUGCUAUUAGCUGACAUUUACCAUGUUCCAGCACGAGUCUAAGGACUGGAUCUGAACUCUCUACUUUUAUUUUUGCAGUAACCUUGUGAAGCAGGUACUGGCAAGAUCCUCAUCUUUCCAGAAUGCCAGAAUUCACACUCCAGCCAUCUGACUCCAAUGUGCAGGCCUGACUGCUCCACUACCACGCCUCUGUCUGCACACUUGAGUAAUUUUUUUUUUUUUUUUUGGAAGGCAGAGGGAGAGCGGGAGAUUGUCCAUCUGCUGGUUCACUCCUCAAAUGGCCAGAAUGGCUAGAGCUGGGCUGAUCAGGAGCUUCUUCCAGGUCUCCUACAUGGGUUCAAGGCCCAAGCAGUUGGGCUGUCUUCUACUGCUUUCCCAGGCGCAUUAGCAGGGAGCCGGAUUGGAAGUGAAGCAGCCAGGUCUCAAACUGGCAUCCGGAUGAGUGCGGGUACUGCAGGCACCAUAGCACUGGCCCCUGCAGACAUUUUUGUCCUUAAUUAAGGAAUGUAAGGUGUUAGGUGUCUGUGCUCAGAAAUGAAUUGAAGGACAUGUAGAUACUGUACUAGACAAUUUCAUAAAGAUUUUAGUUUUUUCUCAUUUUUUUACUUCUAAGAUUCAUGAACUUUUCUAGAACCCUACAGAGAAAAGCUGCUAUAUUUUAGGGCAAAAUAGUGCAACUCUUGUCUUGUGGUGCUCUCAUUGCUGUUCUUCCAGAAAGUGGAUUACAGGGCAGGUGUUUAGCCCAGCAGCUACGGUGCCAGUUGAGACGCCCACACCUCAUUGGAGAACCUGAGGCUCAUGCUGAGCUCUGGCUCCCUACUGCAGCUUCCUGUGGGGCAGACCUUGAGAGGCUUUGGGGACAGCUCAAGUAAUUGAAUCCUGCCACCCACACGGGAGACCUGGAUUGAGUUCCUAGCUCCCAGCUUUAGCCUGGCCCAGUCCUGGCUAUUGUAGACAUUUGGGAAGUGAACCAACAGGUGGGAGCUCACUCUGUCUCUCUGCUUCUAAAAGAGAGAGAAGGAAAGAGAAAAUUACUCAUUGUUACGUUGGCAGGUGAUAGAAAAGAUGGGGUACCUUUGCUUAGGAACUUUUAAAGGGUAAUAAUGAGCAAACUAAUGUUUCCAGGAAUAAAAUUUUGCUUCUAUUAAACAGGCAUUUCUAUGGGUCCUUUUUAGAAGCAAGGAGGGGAAUACAAUAAAGAGCAGCUCUGGGAAGGGCUGUGUAAUGUUCUUUAAGCCGUGUCUCAUACAUGUACAGAAUCUAACAUACUAGAAUUGGAAAGAACUUUAUAUCACGUAGGCCACACUUGGAUUUGUGUUUCAGAGAAGGGAGCCAGCCCUACAGAGAACUGCCUUGCCCAAGGACAGAACGCAGGUUUGCGUCCCAGAGGACAGUAAACUAUUAAUUACAAGUAACUGUAUAUAACCGGUUUGAUGCAGCUUUUAGGGAGCAAGCUUCAGAACAGCCAUGUCAGCAUCUUUGUCAGGCGGCUCCAGAAUGCCCACUCCACGCCUGCUCACUAAUCCACUGCAGUGUGCACUUGACAGAGUUGGUCUGGCAGUGAGGGGACAGCUUCACUUCCCAUCCUGGCUCUCUGCGUAAUCUGGUGGGCAGCACUGCAGUGAGUUGUGCGCUGGGAAGCUUCGAGUGGAUGGUAUUCCAAGGAUUGGAUUAGUCUGGAAAAUCAAGUACUUACUUCUCUUUCAGUGUUUCACACAUCCGUGGCCCUGGGGGUAAAGAGGGUGUCCACUCCGACCGGAGGCAUCCAGGUAGAGGGCAGAGCAUGUACCAAAGCCUAGAGGGUUGAGGCAUCAUGGGGUUGGGGGGCCCCUGCGACUGGUAGGGAGCACACUGGGCUCACGAAGAGCAGAGUGGAGAGCCAGACCUGCCGUAGUCUGUGUAACAUGGACUUUAGCUGGAAGGCAGUGGGGAGCUACUGAAGGAUUC
This is a messenger RNA of Lepus europaeus (European hare), 5243 nucleotides long. It is a transcript of the gene MTFMT, whose product is annotated as mitochondrial methionyl-tRNA formyltransferase. Gene Ontology annotation, biological process: conversion of methionyl-tRNA to N-formyl-methionyl-tRNA; biosynthetic process. The record is from RefSeq and is a predicted model, not a curated record. Bases 1 to 1173 code for a protein of 390 amino acids. The transcript is spliced from 9 exons. Gene Ontology annotation, molecular function: methionyl-tRNA formyltransferase activity. Gene Ontology annotation, cellular component: mitochondrion. NCBI's taxonomy places the organism in Eukaryota, Metazoa, Chordata, Mammalia, Lagomorpha, Leporidae.